CGAGCUGAUGUCAGGCGAUUCUUCCUUCACCAAUCCCACAGAGAGCACCAUGGCGUCUUACAGCCGUUUGCUCGAGUGGGUCUUUGCCUGCUAUUUUUUCACACACAUCCCCAUCACUUUAGCCAUCGACCUGCAGGCUCUGCUGCCCGGGGACUUGUACCUGCCCGCGCUGCAAGAUUUAUUAAAAUGGUACGCAGCUCGAUUCAAAGAUCCGAUGAUGUUGGACCCUCCAGCAUGGUUUAAAGCAUUUAUUCUUUGUGAGGCAUUGCUGCAGUUACCUUUUUUUCCUGUUGCAGCUUAUGCUUUCUACAAAGGAAAUUGUUCAUGGAUAAGGACACCCGCUAUCAUAUACUCCACACAUGUGACUACAACAGUUAUUGCCAUCCUCACACAUAUUUUGUUUAAUGACUUCUCAAAAUCGAUGUAUCCAGGACCAAAAUCCACAUCAGAACGUUUAACUCUCUCAGCUAUUUACAUCCCCUAUUUAUUAAUCCCUGUUUUGAUCCUAAUAUCUAUGCUUUUCAACAAAAGAUACAAUCCUGAUGAGGAAAAGAAGAGACAGUAACUGCUACCACUUGAGAAUGAUUUCCCAUUUAUUUCAGUGCUUGAUUUGAAAUUACUGUCUCGUAAUUUGAUGACAUUGCUCCAAUAAAAUUGUAAAUUUGAAUUAAA
This is a messenger RNA of Chiloscyllium plagiosum (whitespotted bambooshark), 672 nucleotides long. It is a transcript of the gene tmem97, whose product is annotated as transmembrane protein 97. The record is from RefSeq and is a predicted model, not a curated record. Lineage: Eukaryota; Metazoa; Chordata; Chondrichthyes; Orectolobiformes; Hemiscylliidae. Gene Ontology annotation, cellular component: endoplasmic reticulum.